UGACAUCUCAAAAGAAUCACUCGGCUGUACAGUGUAGUGUGAGCGACACGCUCCAUGCACCUGAAGUGCCUAUAAAAGAGAGCAUUGGCCGCCAUGUAGGUACACAGUUGAAGUUGCCGUCAUGCAGCUGCUCAUUCUCUUGGCGCUCUGCUGGAUGACUGCAUCCCUGGAGGCGUCCUCAAGCGAUGCCCAGAAAGCAGUGGAUCAAUCGUUUCUACCACGCUACACGCUUCUGGCCGAAAGCAAGAAAAAGGAGCAGGAUUUGGACAGGCAGCCGAAUGAUGUAGCUGCCAGUGAACAGCAGCCUUGGCGUCGGUUCGCCUACGCUGGCUAUGGUGGUCAACAGAGCAGCUGGCCAGGAUCUUCUUCAGCUGCAUCACUUGCAGCAAUGCUCGGGCCUGGUUUGCUGCUGCUGGGCGUCAAUCUUGGCGCUCUGUUGUACAUGCUGCUUGGAGUGCUGGGAUUGGCGCCACCUCAACACAUAGGCGGCGGCGGACACGGUGGUCACGACAUUUACCGAAGUGAUAGACAACAUUUGGGCGGUGGCAAGGAGUUGGAUAUGUAUUUAUAAGACUAAAGCGUUACGCCAAGUUAUUUAGCUUAUAGGCAAAGUAUAAGAAACUUACAGAAUAUAUAUAUAUUUGGGUAAAUUAUAUGCUUUCACACAACUAAAACCGACAAAUUCAAAUCGAAUAAUUAGAAUAGAACUCUUUAAAAUAAAAAUAAAUCAAUUGUAAUACG
Drosophila innubila is the source of this 741-nucleotide messenger RNA. RefSeq lists its product as uncharacterized. The transcript has a single exon. The record is from RefSeq and is a predicted model, not a curated record. Bases 122 to 571 code for a protein of 149 amino acids. Lineage: Eukaryota; Metazoa; Arthropoda; Insecta; Diptera; Drosophilidae.